AUGCUUCCUGUUCGGCUCAAGAGGUAUGGUUGGUACAAUCAAAUGUGUGUCGUGAAGCUUUACGAGGGACGUGGUUCCAUGCUUUUGGGAAUUAGAGCCUCGAGUUCAACAGCACCUCAGACGACUGAGAAUGUAAACCCAAUAGAAAAGUACACAGCAUUCGGUGGACUACGAAAGCCGAAGAAGAGCGUUUGGCAUUACACGGAUCGUGUUGCCGGCAAGGGAUAUUCGGACUUCUCCAACACCAUAUACAACACCCGACCCUACAUUUGGCCACCUUUGAGGAAGUUAAACAAGAUAAAUGCUAUCUUGGUGGGAUUGGGAAUGCUGUUUUUACUGAUCGAUUUUGAAAGAUUCACUCAAGCACUUGAAGAAAUACUUUCAACCUCGUUAACCAAAGCGAGCCCUGAAGCUAAGCAAGUUCAAAAUGGAGAGGACAAGGAAGAAGAGCACCUCCACGAGCCUUUGCUAUCAGAAGCAUCUACUUCAAUUGAAAAGAAAAAGUAUGAAGAUCGCAUUCGAAACUAUUCAACGCCCGAUAAAGUGUUCCGCUAUUUCGCUACGUUAAAAGUUGUUAAUGAGUCCGGCCAAUAUGAAGUAUUUAUGACGCCAGAGGAUUUUGUUCGCUCUUUUACGCCCGGCGUGAUGCAACCUCGAAAAUAUUGCCUUGACCGGUUUAAAGUCUAUGAUCCUGAGAAAUAUCGUCACAAUUUUUCUGAUCCAUCGUCAAUUUUCUACAAACUUGGUGAAAGUGGAUUGAUUUCCUACAGCGAUUAUCUUUUUUUGAAGACACUGCUAUCGACGUCGCCAAAAGAUUUUGAGCUCGCCUUUCGCAUCUUUGAUAUUAAUGGGGAUGGAGCGCUUGAUAAAGAAGAAUUUUAUAAAAUUCAAAGCCUUGUCAUGUCUCAAACUUCAAUUGGACAGCGGCAUCGAGAUCACAUCACCCCGGGUCUUUCUUUUCGAGUUCAAACAAAUUCCGCCCUUGAAUCUUACUUCUUCGGCAAAGACGGUUCACAAAAACUUUCUGCUGAAAAAUUCUUAGAGUUUCAGGCUGAUCUUCAUCGCGACAUCUUAAAAAUGGAGUUUGAACGGCGUGAUCUGUUAGAUGGACAAGAUGGAAUCAUUUCUGAGAAGAGUUUUGGUGAACUGCUCCUAUUGCAUGCACAUAUUGAUGAGAAGCAAACAAAGACCAUGCUCAAACGAGUGAAAAAACAGUACAAAGGCUCUCAAGGAAUCACAUUUGAUGAAGUGAUGGCACUCUUUGCAUUGCUCUAUCAUAUUGAAGAGGUCGAUGUGGCGCUUCAUUUUCAUCGCAUGGCUGGUGUUUCAAUUGAUGGAGAGAUGCUACAGAGGGUGGCUAAAAAGAUCACUGGCAUCGAUUUGUCCAAUCAUGUCGUGGAAGUAGUGAUAACACUCUUCGAUGAUAACCUGGAUGGCAAACUCUCGGAUAAGGAAUUCAUCUCGGUGAUGCGACGAAGAAUGAGACGCGGGCUUGAUCACCCUGGUGAUACCGGUGUUUUCCGUUUUGGGCAAGCAGUCAUCGAAUGCAGCAAGCGUGCACUUUUUGAUUCUCCGUUGCCACUGUAUCAAUUGAAACAU
Molecule: messenger RNA, 1599 nt
Organism: Mesorhabditis belari
Lineage: Eukaryota; Metazoa; Nematoda; Chromadorea; Rhabditida; Rhabditidae
Source: the annotation of a GenBank genome assembly